CUUUAAUUUAUGAGUGAUUUUUUUAGAUGGGCUUAUGAUAAUAGAAAAUAAUUUGCCUUAGACAUAUUAGCAGGAUCAUUUAGUGGGAUGUGUAAUAUAAUUUCAAGUCAUCCUAUGGAUACAAUAAAAGUUCGAAUGUAAAUGUCACAUGAUGGAAUAAUAAAAACGAUAGGCUCUAUGGUGAAAAAUGAAGGAAUAUUUUCAUUUUAUAAAGGAAUGCUUUUUCCUUUCAUUUCUGUACCAAUAUUAUAGGCCACAGUAUUUUCAACUCAUGAAUUUUGGAAAAGGUUCUUUGUAGGUGAUAGUAAAUAAUAAUUAAGUUGCUAUUAAAAGUAAAUAGAAUAUUUAAAUAAGCAUGAUAGCAGGUGGUCUUUCUGGAUUAGCAGCUUCUUUUAUCUCAUGUCCUGUUGAAUUAGCUAAAUGUAGAUUAUAGAUGCAAACUCAAAAUAUUAAUAAAGUAUAUAAGAAUCCAAUGGAUUGCAUGAUUUAGGUUGAUUUUUAGUGAUUUUUAGAUUGCAAGAAAAGAAGGUAUCAACUAUUUGUAUAGAGGAAUGAAUGUUACAUGUUAAAGAGAGAUAUUAGGAUACGCAGCCUUAUUUGUUAUAUAUGAUAUAGUGAAAGAUACUCUAAUGUCUUUAAAAUAAAAAAAGGAAGCUACCAAUUUAGAUAUGUUAAUCUCUGGAGGUUUAGGAGGUAUUGCUUGUUGGACUAUUGGAUAUCCUUAAGAUGUAAGUGAUAAGUCUAUAAUUAAAGAUUAUUAAGACAAUUUUAUAGUGUGACACAGGUAUUGGUAACAGUAGAAAAUAUAAACCACAUGUUUUUGAUGGAGGGUUUUAUAGUUGUUUGGUUGAAUAAGUAAGCAAGAAUGGAUGGAGAUGUUUAUUUAAAGGAUAUUCUGUAUGUAUUUUUAGAGCCUUUUACGCUAAUGCUAUUGGAUUUUAUGCAUUCGAGACAGCUAAAAAAUAUUUAAAUAAAUGA
Molecule: messenger RNA, 978 nt
Organism: Paramecium sonneborni
Lineage: Eukaryota; Ciliophora; Oligohymenophorea; Peniculida; Parameciidae
Source: the annotation of a GenBank genome assembly